Messenger RNA from Durusdinium trenchii, 1006 nucleotides. The record is from the annotation of a GenBank genome assembly. Lineage: Eukaryota; Dinophyceae; Suessiales; Symbiodiniaceae.
AUCCAGACAAGCUUCCAAAGUGUAGAAACCUGAAGCUGAGCUUUGCGGCCAUGGAGCUCUGCCAUUUAAAAGAGAUAGGCUUGCCAAUGGCUUCGAUGGCGACCCUCAAUGGUGUGCACAAAGAGCCACGCAAGCCCAAAGAGGCACCCAAAGAAGCGCACACAUUGCAAGCAACACCUGUUGAGAAAGGCGACAAACGAGAGAUGCGUCCGCAGAAUGCAUUGCCGCAGCCCGCCACGCAUGCGACUCGACCCUUGUACAUGGAUGGAACCUACAUCUUCGAAUGUGAGGCCCAAGUUCGGGAGAUGAGUCUCAACGAGGGGGUUUUGAGCAUAGAGCUGGACCAGACGCUUUUCCAUCCACAAGGUGGAGGUCAACCUAGUGACACAGGCCUGUUGUGUGCGAAAGGUUUGUCGGACCUCAGUGUGGUGUUUGUGUCCAAGGACAAGGUCAAGGAAGGUGUCAUCCGGCAUGAUUGCAAAGCUGAUGAGGCUGUCAUACAGGCUUGGCUGAGCCACAAAGGUAAGGAAUUGAAGGUGCAUUGUAAGGUUGAUGAGCCAAAGAGACGCCUAGCAGCAAGAUUGCACUCUGCGGGUCACCUGCUUGACGUCGCAAUUUUUGGGCUCGGUUUCCGAUGGCAAGCAGGCAAAGGCUAUCAUUUUGAGGAGGGCCCAUACGUGGAGUACAUUCCCACAAACGAGGGAAGACAGUUGGACAUGAAGGACGCGAAAGCCAAGACUGUUGCAAUGGAAGAGAUCUCUGCGAAGAUGAAGGAACUCGUUGCUAAGAAUAUCUCUACCGAGAUAGGCUUUGUGGAUGGGAUGAGGACGAUCAGCAUGGAUGGAGUUUCCUGUGGCUGUGGAGGGACUCAUGUCGAGUCCAGCAGUGAGAUUGGGGAGGUGUCCAUCAAAAAGAUACAAGCCAAGCAGGGGAACAUCCGUGUGUCGUAUGCUGUUUGAUGUCCGACCCAUGUCCCGUGAUCAGCGAUGAAAGAUAUGCUUUGCCG